CUUGAAUCAUCUCAUUGAAUAUGUCUACUCCAUACCAAGAGCAGGGCCAGUCAACGGGGUACUACGCUGCGACCCCGACCCCCUCAGCUCCGUCGCCGCACCCGCAGCAGUCGACACCAGAAUUCACCCAACCAGGGCCCAGUUCCUCACAACAAUCACGGCCAAGCGCUGCACAGACUGCCGAGGAGACACGAAAAGACAAAACGCUUGCAGAGUUCUUGCUGAUGCUCGAUGACUACGAACCUCUGAUACCCAACGAGGUCACGGAGUACUACCUCCAGAGAGUAGGCUUUGAGUGCGACGAUGUCCGACUCAAACGGCUGCUCUCUCUCGCCGCCCAGAAGUUCGUGUCCGACAUUGCAGCGGACGCAUACCAGCACGCACGCAUCCGCUCAAAUGCUGCAGGCGGACGGGCACGGGCGAACCAGUCGUCGGGGCCUGCGUCGGCGCGGGACAAGACGAAGACGACGCUGACCAUGGACGACCUCGGGUCGGCCCUCGCGGAGUAUGGCAUAAACUCGCGCAAGCCCGACUUCUACAUGUGAUGAUUAUAUGUCUUAUCUAUGGCGCCCCGCGCGGUAGACUCGCAGUACGCACUUUCCGGACGUUUGUAUUCUUCCCGUACAUACAGGUUGCUCACUUGUACCAUAUCAUCGUAAUGCUAUCGUCCAUCAUGUUCAUAUUUUCGC
Messenger RNA from Trametes versicolor FP-101664 SS1, 689 nucleotides. RefSeq names its product transcription initiation factor IID TAF10 subunit. The transcript has 4 exons. Bases 21 to 545 code for a protein of 174 amino acids. Gene Ontology annotation, molecular function: RNA polymerase II general transcription initiation factor activity; promoter-specific chromatin binding. The record is from RefSeq and is a predicted model, not a curated record. Gene Ontology annotation, biological process: transcription initiation at RNA polymerase II promoter. Lineage: Eukaryota; Fungi; Basidiomycota; Agaricomycetes; Polyporales; Polyporaceae. Gene Ontology annotation, cellular component: transcription factor TFIID complex; SAGA complex; nucleus.